This is a messenger RNA of Penicilliopsis zonata CBS 506.65, 1435 nucleotides long. RefSeq lists its product as hypothetical. The coding region runs from base 92 to 1390 and encodes 432 amino acids. NCBI's taxonomy places the organism in Eukaryota, Fungi, Ascomycota, Eurotiomycetes, Eurotiales, Aspergillaceae. The record is from RefSeq and is a predicted model, not a curated record. The transcript has 3 exons. Gene Ontology annotation, molecular function: N-acetylglucosamine-6-phosphate deacetylase activity. Gene Ontology annotation, biological process: N-acetylglucosamine catabolic process.
GGCAACACCACGGUGUGAGGGGCGUUGUUUUCUCUCCCUGGGUUUGUUCCUGAGAUCAGACCUUUUUGUUGUUGACACAGCUACUACCAAGAUGCCUGGAAAAACCGCCUCGCCGCCGAAGAUCACCAAGUUCACCAACUGCCGUCUCGUCAAGGGAACGGAGCUGGUGGAGCAGGAUCUGUGGAUCGAUGCGGUGUCCGGCAAGAUCCUCAAGGACCAGGAGGCGUUUUACGAGCUACACCUGUCGCCCGACGAGGUGAUUGACCUGGGCGGCCGUAUCCUGGCGCCGGGGCUCAUUGACGUGCAGCUCAACGGGGCCCAGGGGUUCGACUUCUCCGUGCCGCAGGAAACCAAGGAGGAAUACGAUGACGGUCUACGCCUGGUCAACAAAGGCCUUGCGCGGACGGGGGUCACCUCGUACUUGCCGACGGUCGUCAGCUCCACGCCGGAGGUAUACUGGAAGGUACUGCCAUCUCUCGGACCAUCUGGAGCUUCCCACCGCGCAGAGGACGGCGCCGAGUCGCUGGGCGCCCACGUCGAGGGCCCCUUCAUCAGCGGCGGGCGCAACGGGAUCCACAAGCCAGAGGUGCUGCGGGCAGCGAACACGCUGCGCGACGUGAUUGACUGCUACGGCGAUGAGAAUCUAGCCGAAGACAGUCGCAGCAGCAGCAGCAGCAGCACCCCGAUCAAGAUGAUCACGGCGGCGCCCGAGGUCGGCAACAUGAUGGCGCACAUCCCCGAACUGGUGUCGCGCGGGAUCGUGUUCUCGAUCGGCCACUCGGACGCGACGUACGAGCAGGGGCUGGUGGCGACGGGCGCCGGGGCGACGAUGGUGACGCACCUGUUCAACGCGAUGCGGCCCUUUUACCACCGUAACCCGGGGAUCUUCGGCCUGCUGGGCCAGAGCGAGCGGCCGCGCCCGUUCUACGGCGUCAUCGCCGACGGGAUCCACCUGCACCCGACCUCGAUCAAGAUAGCGUACACGGCGCACCCGACCGGUCUGGUUCUGGUCACGGACGCCAUGAAGCUGUGCGGCCUGCCCGACGGCGUGUACGAGUGGACCAACGGCGAGCGCAUCGUCAAGACGGGCGCCCGCCUCACCCUCGAGGGUUCCGACAAGAUCGCCGGCUCCUCCGCCACCCUGAUCGAAUGCGUCAACAAUUUCCGCCGCUGGACGGGCGCUUCCACCGCCGAGGCCAUCGCCGCCGUCACCGCCACCCCAGCCCGCAUGCUUGGCCUGCACGGCAUCAAGGGGUGUCUUGCCGCCGGGGCGGACGCCGACCUCGUCGUCCUCGGCGAGAUGGACGAUGCUUUUGCAGGCAAGACCUUGACGGUUGACCAGGUGUGGAAGUUUGGUGUCAAGAUCCAUGAUACAGAGAGACGGAAGUAGUUUUUUUAUCUCUUUUUUUAUAAUAGACAAGGCAGAUCAAUGAAU